AUGUAUUAUAGCAUCCAGGUGCUGGCGUUGAUUUAUGUCUAUCAUGUCUCGGAUGAUACUGUGUCAGUUCAGGUUAUGAAUUUAUGGCCUUGGAUUGAGAAUAAUGUCAUUGUUCUUGCUACUGCUGAAACUGGUAGUGGAAUCCACUACCAUUUGAGUGGCCUACCACUGAGUGAUGAAACGCAGAGAAUUCAGCCGUUGCUGAUGCUAGAUUCGUCUACAAAUGCAUACAUAUCAAGGAAUUUGGGUGAUGAUGUAAAGUUUGGACUAGCACAAAAUGAGGUUUUUGAAAUGUUACGUGUGUUGGACAGGACCACUCAACAAAAUGGGAUACUCAAGGCAGAUACUGCUGAACUUUAA
This is a messenger RNA of Sphenostylis stenocarpa, 360 nucleotides long. The record is from the annotation of a GenBank genome assembly. Lineage: Eukaryota; Viridiplantae; Streptophyta; Magnoliopsida; Fabales; Fabaceae.